Messenger RNA from Puntigrus tetrazona (Sumatra barb), 948 nucleotides. RefSeq names its product olfactory receptor 1500-like. Gene Ontology annotation, cellular component: membrane. The transcript has a single exon. Gene Ontology annotation, molecular function: olfactory receptor activity; G protein-coupled receptor activity. The coding region runs from base 1 to 948 and encodes 315 amino acids. Gene Ontology annotation, biological process: G protein-coupled receptor signaling pathway. NCBI's taxonomy places the organism in Eukaryota, Metazoa, Chordata, Actinopteri, Cypriniformes, Cyprinidae. The record is from RefSeq and is a predicted model, not a curated record.
AUGGCAGUCACUAACUCCUCUCAAAUCACUGAAUUCUACCUGCUGGGAUUUCAAGAACUCCAUCCACAGUAUUAUGGGGCUGUGGGGACCUUUUUGCUCUUUCUCUAUGUAAUACUGGCAGGCGGAAACAUUUUAAUCAUUUCAUUUAUUGUUUAUGAGAGAAGUCUUCAUAAACCCACUUACAUAAUCUUCUGUAAUCUAGCAGUGUGUGAUCUUUUGUUUGGAAGCGUCAUUCUGCCCAGAGCAGCUGCAAAGUAUCUUGCCAACAAUGACUAUGUGCCAUUUCAUAUAUGUUUGGUGCAGAUGUUUUUUGCUCAUUACUUAGGGACGGUUAAUUCAUUUAUUUUACUAUUAAUGGCCCUGGAUAGGUUUGUAGCAAUAUGCUACCCUCUUCAGUAUCCAGCUAUUAUCACAAACAAGCAUAUUGCAUAUGCGGGCACAGUGUGUUGGUUGUUCAUUUUAGGAUGGUUACCGCUACUUACGUACCAAACUGAAAAGCUUCCCUUUUGUACUACGAACGUAAUAAAUCAAUGUUUCUGUGAUUUCAAUUCAUUAGCUAAAAUUGGCUGUGGAGAUAAGACUGAGCUGAGGAGAAAUGCUCUAGCCGUUGCAUUGUUUGUUCUUUUAGGCCCACUAAUAUUCAUCAUAUUUUCAUACUUUGCCAUCAUCCGAUCUGUAUAUAAACUCUCAAGUGUUCAGGCCCGAUUUAAAACAUUUUCCACAUGCACCCCUCAGCUUUCAAUCAUAUGCCUUUACUUUUUGCCUAGAUGUACUGUGUAUAUAUGUGACGUAACGACUGAAAUAUCUACAGGUGUUCGGAUUAUACUUGUUAUGUGUUACAGUAUUCUCCCGCCUGUUGUUAACCCAUUGAUUUACUGUUUAAGAACUCAGGAAAUCAAGGCAGUCUUCAUGAAGAGAAUCAGAGGGAAAAAGUCAACCUUCAGCUGA